Molecule: messenger RNA, 755 nt
Organism: Phoenix dactylifera (date palm)
Lineage: Eukaryota; Viridiplantae; Streptophyta; Magnoliopsida; Arecales; Arecaceae
Product: cell number regulator 10-like
Source: RefSeq, a predicted model, not a curated record
AAGAAAGUUCUCUAUUGCUUUGCUUCUUGUUCACAUUUCGCCAUCAACAGGAAGGCUUUCUUUCUCUUUGAUCCAUCUCUAAUUCACUUCCUCCAUGUAUCCACCAAAGCCAGAUUACUACUCAUCGCCGCAGCCGGGGGCAGCCAUGCCGCCUCCGCCGAUGGCUGCUGCUGCAAACCAGUACUACCCGUCGGCUCCGAAUGCAUUUGCAGUGACUCAGGGGCCUCAGCCAUGGUCUACCGGACUCUGCGAUUGCACCGAUAACUGCGGCAACUGCUGCAUGACUUGCUUCUGCCCGUGCGUCACGUUUGGCCGGAUUGCAGAGAUUGUGGACCAAGGAGCAACUUCAUGUGGAACGAGCGGGGCACUGUACGCAUUGCUUGAGUACUUCACAUGCUGUCAUUGGAUAUAUUCGUGCAUCUACCGGUCCAAGAUGAGGACAGAGCUCAACCUUGCCGAGAGGCCAUGCAACGACUGCCUUGUCCACUGCUGCUGUGAAGCUUGUGCUCUUUGCCAGGAAUACCGAGAGCUCCAAUACCGUGGCUUCGACAUGGCCAUAGGGUGGCACGCCAACAUGGAAAGACGAGCACAGGGAAUGGCUGUACCACCGGUCAUGCAAGGCGGCAUGAUGCGUUGAAGGGUCUUCGAUCACACGGUCGUGGCGUGCAGAGCUUGUGAUUCGCAUGAUAAUAUGCCAUUUGAUUGCUUACGUGCAUGGCGUACGUGCAUGCCAUGUUACCAAACUCAGAACUUCU